CUCCGCUAUGAUCUCCUUGUCCUUCUUGAAUUUCGAUGACAUGGCUCCACGGUUUGUGGGCAGAGGACCCCCCUGUUAUGGCCGAGGACUUUCCGCUCUCUUCCGUCCGCUUCCCCUCGAUGGAGCCCGAAGAAGGCUGCGCGCUGCGGUGCGUCUGCGGUCCGGAUUCAGGGCAGGAGACGCGGUGCUGGAGCAUCGGUCCGCUGCUGCGCUUCCCUCCUCCGAACACAAAAGGCAACAGUCGAGCUCAGAACUGCAGCGGCAACAUGAUGCGAAGCUCCAGCUCUCUCCAAACCAUCAUCAUGAGCUCUGAUGGGGAUAAACAACCCGCAGAGGAAACGUCAGAGUCCGUGAACGCCUCUUCUGCCCCCUCCCCUGAGACUGAGCUCACCGUGACCAUCGGAGCGACCGUGCCCACCGGGUUCGAGCACACGGCGGCAGAGGAGGUGAAGGAGAAGAUCGGAGUGGAUGCUCGGGUCAGCAGAGACCGGGGACGCAUCUAUUUCCCGGUUUCUACUGAUAAACUCUUUCAGGUUCAUCGUCUGCGGUCUGUUGACAAUCUGUUUGUCGUGGUGAAGGAAUACGAUCAAUAUCACUUCAAAGAAUCCAAGGAAGAGACGUUGAUGGAGUUGCAGGAACUCGCAUCCAAACUUCCAUGGACUAAUGCGCUGGAGGUGUGGAGGUUAAACCGAACCCUGAAGAAGAAGAAAGGCCACAGAAAAGGAGGGCACUCCACCAGAGCGAAGCCGGACUCCGAGGUCUGCGAUACGGCUGAGCAGCAGCAGCAGGAGCCGGCCCAGGAGCAGAGCGGGGACGCUCCGGACACGGAGAGCCAGCCGCCGGAGACGGCCGCCGAGGAGAAACUCGUCAAGUUCCGCGUGACGUGCAACAGGGCGGGAGACAAACACAGCUUUUCCUCCAACGAGGCAGCCCGGGAUUUUGGUGGAGCGGUCCAAGAAUUCUUCCAGUGGAAGGCGGACAUGACAAAGUUUGACGUCGAGGUUCUACUGAACAUCCACAAUGAAGAGAUGGUGGUUGGUAUCGCCCUGACGGAAGAAAGCCUUCACAGGAGAAACAUCAGUCACUUUGGGCCCACCACUCUGCGUUCCACCUUGUGUUACGGCAUGCUCAGGCUGUGUAAACUCCAGGCCUCUGAUAUAAUACUGGAUCCUAUGUGUGGAACUGGAGCUAUUCCUCUGGAGGGAGCCAUAGAGUUCAACAGUUCCUUCUACGUUGCUGGUGACAACAACGACAUGGCGGUGAGCCGCACGCUCAACAACAUCUGUCACAUGCAGAAGAGGAGGGCGGAGAAGGGAAGCUCACCUGGGCUCCCCGUUGACACGGUGCAGUGGGAUCUGUGCCGGCUGCCCGUCCGGACCGGCUCUGUGGACGUGAUCAUCACCGACAUGCCGUUUGGGAAGAGAAUGGGCUCCAGGAAGAAGAACUGGGACCUGUACCCCUCCUGCCUGAGGGAAAUGGCCCGGGUGUGCAGGCCGGGCUCGGGGAAGGCCGUGCUUCUAACCCAGGACAAGAAAUGCUUCUCCAAGGCUAUUUCCAGAAUGGGCGGGCUGUGGAAAAAGCUGCACACUGUUUGGGUCAACGUCGGUGGUUUACACGCCGGAGUCUACCUGCUGAAGCGGACCGCCGGCGUGUUUGGCCAAACUCCUGAAGAUGUCCAUGAGUCACCGGCAAGAGUUUAUAAGCAAACGGAUGAGAAGGAGGACGAUUAAUUCUACCCGGACUCUUAUGUCGGAGGAACUCUGUUUACGUUGCUCAUUUCUUUUAAGCAUUUUGGUUCAAGGAUGCCAAACAGUUAAAGGUUGAAAUGUUUAAAACUAAUCGUUGAGUUUAUUCUGGCUGCUUCAGUUGGUAUUAAUAAAGGCUGUUGCAUAAACCCUUC
Molecule: messenger RNA, 1900 nt
Organism: Oryzias melastigma (Indian medaka)
Lineage: Eukaryota; Metazoa; Chordata; Actinopteri; Beloniformes; Adrianichthyidae
Gene: thumpd3
Product: THUMP domain containing 3
Exons: 10
Coding region: 36-1730 (564 amino acids)
Biological process (GO): tRNA methylation
Molecular function (GO): RNA binding; tRNA (guanine) methyltransferase activity
Source: RefSeq, a predicted model, not a curated record